Molecule: messenger RNA, 1143 nt
Organism: Periophthalmus magnuspinnatus
Lineage: Eukaryota; Metazoa; Chordata; Actinopteri; Gobiiformes; Gobiidae
Product: E3 ubiquitin-protein ligase TRIM35-like
Exons: 1
Coding region: 1-1143 (380 amino acids)
Molecular function (GO): metal ion binding
Source: RefSeq, a predicted model, not a curated record
AUGGCUGAAGCCCUGUUUGAGAACUUCUUGACUUGUCCCAUCUGCCUGGAGCCUCUGAAGGAGCCGGUGAGUCUGAGCUGCCAUCACAGCUUCUGCCAGACCUGUCUCAACAAAACCUGGAACACAAGGCCAAACAAGACUUGCCCCAUGUGUCGCCGUAGGUCGUCCCGAGAGACAGUAGAGGUGAACUUUGCCCUCCGUGAGCUGUCCCUGUCGUUCAGUGAGCAGAUGAAGGUCAAAGAGUCAAAUGUCAAAGAGGCAAAAGUCAAAGAAGCAAAGGUCAAAGAGGAAAAGGUCAAAGAGCCAAAGGUCAAACAGGCCCAGGUCUGCUCCUCUCACCCCGGCGUCCCUCCUCUGUUCUGUUUGGUGGAGGCUCGAGCAUUCUGUCCCGUGUGUGAAUUCUUUCUGCACUCACAGCACAUGGUGGUGAGUGAGGACGAAGCAAAGAAGAGGCUAAAAGAGCAGGUGCAGACCCAGAUACAGGCUCUGAAGUACCAGAAACAGAGCUAUGAAGAACUGGAGAAGACCUACGAGCAGGUGGAGCGCCAUCAUGAGGAGCAGACAGUGGAGUGCAUGAGGCAGAUCACACAUGUAUUCUCUCAGUUUCGGCAGAUCCUGAAGGAGGAGGAGGACAGGGCUUUAGAAGCUCUGAACGCUGAGAAGAAGAGACAGACUCUGAGCCUGGGUCUGGAGCUGCAGAAGGUGAGGAAGGAGAUCACAACACUGACCAACAGCAUCCAAGAUCUGCAGAACAGCAUCGUCACUCAAUCUCUCCUCUCAGCUCCCACACAAAGCUGCACCCCCCUCACUCCACUGCUCCACCCACAGCCAAAAGAGGGACUUUACCUGAACCAGGCCAGAAUCCUGAGGAACCUGGACUACAGAGUAUGGAUGAAGAUGAAGAGUGUGGUGUCCAACAGCCAUGUGAUCCUGGACCCCAACACUGCAGAAAGCAACAUGCACCUGUCCCAGGACCUAUGUGGGAUGAGACACGGGCCCCCGAUGAUACAGCCUGUGGUCCCAUUCACCAACGAGCACAUAGUCCUGGGCUCUGAAGGCUUCAGCAAUGAACUGGGGUUUGGUGGCUUAAGCUAUGGACUGCACCCAUUUCCACCUGUGCAGUCAACAGCUUUUAUGUGGUAA